GUUUUAAAAAACAAUUGUGAAUGAGUGACAUAAAAAAACUCCGGUGAAUCUUCUGAAAGCGCAACAAAUUAACAGCUCCUCGUUUCCAUAUCAUUCAAACUUGUUCCUUUUUCGAACAACUCUUUUACUUUUGUGAGAUUGGUUUUACGCUCCUUAUUUGAGUGAUUUGUAUAAUGGCUGAUUCUACCGAAAAAAAGAAGAAAAUUCGCGAACCGAAAGAGGUUGUAGUUAUAAAAAACACAUACGACUACCAACGAAUGAAACUCGACCGUCUCAUGAAAAACCCUGAGAAGCCAGUACAAUUACCAGAAAGACCAAAAGAGAAGAAAUCAACACCAGAUACUCCUGACUUUGUUAGAAAUGUAAUGGGUUCUAGUGCUGGUGCUGGAAGUGGAGAGUUCCAUGUUUAUCGUCACAUCCGAAGAAGAGAGUAUGCCAGACAAAAACACAUCCAAAUCAUGUCUGAAAAAGAUCAAAAAGAUGAAGAUUUUAGGCAAAAAAUUGAAAAUAAUCAAAAGCUGGCAGAAGAAAGAACUGCAAAGAAAAGGGCCAAACGACUGAAAAAGAAAGAGCUCAUGAAAGCAGCUGGUAAGAAACAAAAGAAAACAACUGAAACUACAUCAGAACAAGAAUCAAACAGCAGUUCUGAUGAAGCAGAAAGUAUGGAGGAACAAGAAAAACCAAAUAGUGGUGUACCUGAAAAGGAAAAAAGUGAAGAUGUUGUUGCUGACAAAUAAAUUUGAUUGGAGGAUGUAUAGCUGAGCUGUUUUUUUUUUUUUCUGUGAAACCAAUGUGCAAGUGAAAGUACAAAUAAGACACAAUGCAGGUAAUUUUGGUUGGUAAUGGCCUACCAUUCGUGUAAUUUUGUUUGUAAUCAUAACGAAAUGAAUAAUUAAGAAACAUUAUUGGUUGGCACCAUUUUUUAUUUCUUCAACUUUUAUAGAGUUGGGGUGGAGACAGUAGAAAUAUUGGGUGGAUAAGAAAUUUGUAACGCUUCAGAAAAGCGCCUGCCUUAGCUUCACCCCGAACUGGAGCUUGAGGUGUUGAGGCCAACUACCCAGUGGUAGUCGAUCUUUUCUUAAUGACAUUGUUUAUUGAAGUUUUGACUAGAGAGCAGAAGAGGCCACAUGACUUUACUUUAGGUGGGAACAGAGGGAAAGAGUCAACUGCACACAUAAAAAGUAUUUAAACGACCUGGUGACAUCGUGAUUAAAAUUUUUAGGAAGGUAAAAGUUGGAAGAGAAGGGGUGUGAAUGAGCUAUCCACAUGGGGGAUAAGACGCACGAUUUUGACGCGGUAAAA
This is a messenger RNA of Daphnia pulicaria, 1302 nucleotides long. RefSeq names its product PRKR-interacting protein 1 homolog. The transcript is spliced from 3 exons. NCBI's taxonomy places the organism in Eukaryota, Metazoa, Arthropoda, Branchiopoda, Diplostraca, Daphniidae. Gene Ontology annotation, molecular function: protein kinase binding; protein kinase inhibitor activity; double-stranded RNA binding. Gene Ontology annotation, cellular component: nucleolus. Gene Ontology annotation, biological process: negative regulation of protein kinase activity. The record is from RefSeq and is a predicted model, not a curated record. Bases 174 to 737 code for a protein of 187 amino acids.